UGUUAUGGUGGCAUAAUAUAAAGAGCUUCCAUCCAAUCCACUAACCCUAUUAGUUUUGUCGCUCGGUUGUUCAGUCACCGGCACACGGAAGUUUCACUCUCAGUUUAUUUUCCCCAAAUUGUUUUUUUAUCUAACAAAUUUACGUUGCAGCCUCUCUCGGAACCCUAACCCUAUCCCUGUCCCCGAUCCCCCACUUCGCAAUCUUCUUCUCAGUCUUUCCUUUCGCAGCUAAUGGCAGAAACAAAGGACGAAGCUUACGAGGAAGAGCUUCUCGACUACGAAGAGGAAGAAGACAAAGCUCCCGACACCAACGGAGCUAAAGUCAACGGUGAAGCUACCAAGAAGGGCUAUGUCGGAAUCCACAGUUCAGGCUUUAGAGACUUUCUUCUCAAACCAGAGCUUCUUCGGGCUAUUGUCGACUCAGGAUUUGAACAUCCAUCUGAAGUGCAACAUGAGUGCAUACCUCAAGCAAUCCUAGGAAUGGACGUAAUUUGUCAAGCGAAAUCUGGAAUGGGAAAGACUGCUGUCUUUGUUCUCUCAACUUUGCAGCAGAUUGAUCCUGUUCCAGGUCAAGUAUCUGCACUCGUUCUGUGUCAUACAAGAGAACUAGCUUAUCAGAUAUGCCAUGAGUUUGAGAGGUUUAGUACCUACUUAACCGAUCUGAAGGUUGCUGUCUUUUAUGGUGGGGUUAAUAUCAAAGUUCACAAGGAUCUGUUGAAAAAUGAGUGCCCUCAAAUUGUUGUCGGAACGCCUGGAAGAAUACUAGCAUUGGCUAGGGAUAAAGAUCUGUCUUUGAAGAAUGUUAGACAUUUUGUUUUAGAUGAAUGUGAUAAGAUGCUCGAAUCACUAGACAUGAGGAAAGAUGUUCAAAACAUUUUCAAAUUGACUCCCCAUGAUAAGCAAGUUAUGAUGUUUUCAGCAACACUCAGCAAGGAAAUCCGCCCAGUCUGCAAAAAGUUUAUGCAAGAUCCUAUGGAAAUUUAUGUUGAUGAUGAAGCCAAGUUAACCCUUCAUGGACUUGUUCAGCACUACAUCAAAUUGAAAGAGGAGGAGAAAAACCGCAAAUUGAAUGAUCUUCUUGAUGCUCUAGACUUCAACCAAGUUGUUAUCUUUGUGAAAAGUGUUAGUAGAGCUGCUGAGCUGGACAGACUACUCAUAGAAUGCAAUUUUCCAUCUAUAUGCAUUCACUCUGGCAUGUCCCAGGAAGAAAGGUUAAAGCGUUAUAGAGGUUUCAAGGAGGGGCAUACAAGGAUUCUUGUUGCUACAGAUUUGGUUGGUAGAGGGAUUGACAUUGAACGUGUCAAUAUUGUUAUAAACUAUGACAUGCCUGAUUCUGCAGACACUUACUUGCACAGGGUUGGCCGUGCUGGAAGAUUUGGUACCAAAGGCCUUGCAAUCACAUUUGUUUCAUGUUCUACUGAUGUUGAUGUUCUCAACAAUGUUCAGUCAAGGUUUGAAAUAGAUAUAAAGCAGCUUCCUGAGCAGAUUGAUACUUCUACCUACAUGCCAUCGUAGAGGGCAACAUUUGAGCUGUUUGGAUGGUAUGGGUGCCUCAUCUCCUGAAUUUGUCGCAGAGUAUUCUGGAAAGUGCAACCGAUGAUUUGAUCAUGCUGAUUCCAGGUCCUUUUAUGCAGACUAGGCCACUUUACUAAUGUUAGAUACUCUGUAGACGUUGCUUCAAUGUGUUGUACUUUCCGUUUUAAUGUUAUGUUUGCUUUAUUAUGUGGUUGAGUUGGAUAUACUUAUAACUCAAGGGGCUAAGUUGAAUAUCUUGCUGGUUUUGUGACA
Messenger RNA from Lathyrus oleraceus (garden pea), 1788 nucleotides. RefSeq names its product DEAD-box ATP-dependent RNA helicase 15. The transcript is spliced from 12 exons. Gene Ontology annotation, molecular function: nucleic acid binding; RNA helicase activity; ATP binding. The record is from RefSeq and is a predicted model, not a curated record. Lineage: Eukaryota; Viridiplantae; Streptophyta; Magnoliopsida; Fabales; Fabaceae. Bases 232 to 1515 code for a protein of 427 amino acids.